Mercurialis annua (annual mercury) is the source of this 2530-nucleotide messenger RNA. Its product is annotated as protein MAIN-LIKE 1-like. The record is from RefSeq and is a predicted model, not a curated record. Bases 681 to 2357 code for a protein of 558 amino acids. The transcript has 7 exons. NCBI's taxonomy places the organism in Eukaryota, Viridiplantae, Streptophyta, Magnoliopsida, Malpighiales, Euphorbiaceae. Gene Ontology annotation, biological process: meristem maintenance; meristem development.
UAGGUCUUUCAAUUUACAGGUUCAUCGUCGUUCUACCACUCCGACGCGGUGUCCCUAUACUUGGUCGUCCAUCGCAGUCGCAAAGUGUAGGUCUUUGAAGUUGGUUCUGAAUCAUGAUGAUGUUUGCGAAAUAGAAAGUAGCUAAAUUAAAUUUCUGGAAUUUCAAAUCGUGUCCUAAAAUUGAAGAUUGUCUUCUGUUGCUGCUCCCUGUGAAGCGUUGGGUUGGAGCGGAGCUGAUCAUUUAAGAACAUACACGAUGAAGCAGUGUCUCUGAAUAAAUAAGUUUGGCCUGUCUAGAUUUCAAACUCUUCAACUCGUGCAGUUGAUCCUCAAUACGCAUUCUCCUCUUAUAUUAUCCAAACUCUCACUCUCCAACAAUUCCAUUGCAUACUGAUAACUUUCGUCCAUCUCCUGAGGCUGACUUCUCCAGGGUUCAAAAUUUCGAUUAGCACCAUUCAGGACGACAUAAUCACUAUUUUGAGUUUCUGUCUGAAACACGAUCUGGGCCUUGCUGGGGGUGCACUUGAAGCAAAAUAGCGGAAAGCGUAGAGGGAAGCAAUUUCUGUCCCCAGAAUUAGGGGGGUGGGGAGCCCGUCACGUUAUUUCGCGUAAAGUUUCUACCUCAGCUCGACGACAGAAACAACCGACACAUACUUCAGAUAACAUCCGAUAACAAACAGAUGCACAUGUCUGUUGAUGAUCUUAUAGAGCCUGGUGAUUUUGAUAGCUCAGAGGACGAGCCAAGUGAAAAAAUUUACAUUUCUCGACGGAGGAAGGGUCCAUGUGGUCGGUUCGUUGGCGACUCGUCAACAGGGUCAAACAGACGACCCGAAGAGGUUGAUGUGUGGACCGUUACUGGUCCAGUACCUGGUGGACCCGAGGACGACACUGUUAUUCCUAGUUUUCUCGGACAUGUCGCUUCUCGGCUAUGGGAUGGGGCGGACAGAGGCGUGCUGAAGUGUCAGAGUAGACAUGAAGCUUGUCGGAAACUGAGAGAGUGGUAUGAGACGACCUCAGAGGAGGUCAGGGUGCUGAUAGACAGGACUGAGUUAUCACAUCUCCCGGAUAUCAUGUUUGAUCAUUUGGAUAUUCCGCUCCUUUCUGCAUUUGUUGAGCGAUGGCAGCCAGAUACAAACUCUUUUCACCUGCCAUUCGGGGAGAUGACCAUCACAUUACAUGACGUGUGGCAUAUUCUUCGUAUUCCAGUUGGUGGAGCUAUGAUUUCAGGUCAACCGAAUAAGGCUCAGCUGCAGGCUUACUGUAUACAAAUUUUAGGUAUUCUUCCAGAGGAGCUGGUGAGUAAGACGACCAAGCAUUUUGCCCAAGGAGGUGUGUUGAUUGAGUCGAUCAUUGGUUUAUGUAGGUGUGACCGUACUCCAGAGGUGGAGGCGCUAGCCUGGAUCUGGUUGACGUUAGAUUGCACUUUAUUCGUUGAAAAGAGUGGUCAUCGGAUUAGACCUGCAAGCAUAUGGGAGGUGCGGGAUGGAGUCACAGAUGCGAGUACAUUUUCCUGGAGUUCAGCUGCACUUGCUUAUCUAUAUCGCCAGCUUGGAAUUUCAUCGAGAGGAGAUUGCUCGGGUUUGACUGGAUGUUUGACACUGCUGCAGGCAUGGAUUUAUGAGUACUUUCCAUGCUUUCGACCCCAGCGAGAGCGGCUGCUGAUCGAGGCUCAUCUACCUCGAGCUUCUAGUUGGAGUGUUACUGCGUCAGAGUGUUCAGGCAUCCGGCUUCAGGCCUUGCGAGCUCGUUUAGACCAGUUGACUGCUGAGGAGAUCACGUGGCUCCCUUUUGGCGGCGACCCUGUUGCCAGCGUUGAGCAUACUGCAUAUUAUGGCUGGAUAGCAUACCGGGACAUUGUCGAGCCAUACAUGCCUUCUAGGGUGUUGCGACAGCUGGGUUAUGUGCAGACUAUACCUGUGCCAAUUUUUCGGCCAAUGGCGGCUGUUAGGUCCUGGAAUUCAAUCAAAUACUCUGUGGAGAUGGGUGCGACAAUUGCGGUUGACAUGUGGACUGGUUUUCCGACCAUCUCCAAGAUGUCGUUGAUGGGCUUUGAGGCAGCCCAUGUUAUUGCUGGAGGAUGUCAUCCAGCGUACUUGGAGUGGUACGAACGGCAUUCGCAUCUGCGUGUGCUUCCUGACGUAGAACUUCCACGAGCACAUCCUCCUCGCUCCAACAACGAUUAUUGGAUGACGCUGCUGAUUACCGAGUACGAGCAUUUCCUCGAAAAAGUCCGCUCGAUUACCGCCCAGCAUAAACAGCACUGCAAGUUUGAGGGCACUUCGGAGUUGGAGCAGUGUACGGAGGAGGCUAGCGCUACUUUGGAAAGAGUCAUGGUCGCUUGGCGUAGGGCUGACUGAGUGCUAUUAGGAUAUGUUGUAUGUUAAUUUUAUGAGUACGUCUUUUUCUUAUUAUUUACGUUUUAUUUUAUUAGAUGUGAGUUUUCAGACAUUUUAUUAAAUAUUAUGUACGUUUUUUUACUAUGCAAUUUUUCAGACAUUUUAUUAAAUAUUAUGAACAUUUUAAUUUGUUA